Molecule: messenger RNA, 2057 nt
Organism: Pieris napi
Lineage: Eukaryota; Metazoa; Arthropoda; Insecta; Lepidoptera; Pieridae
Exons: 1
Coding region: 556-1803 (415 amino acids)
Source: RefSeq, a predicted model, not a curated record
AUACUUCUCGGAAACCUUUAGCAAAUAAGGGGAAAGGAAGAUAGAAGUUUUUGUAUUUUGUUUUGAAUAUUAGUAAUAGUAUUCCUAUCUCCUUCUUUGUUAAAUUUCUUUCAAGUUCUCAAACUUCCUUUCCCCUUCCUUAGAAAUAAUGAAGAACCUAUCCCUCUACAAUCCAAAACUGACCCAAUAAAUAAGCAGCAUGACCAGAAGAAACCGAGGUUAAAUGUUAGGAAAAAGAAACAGUUAAAAAAGCUGGAGGAGAUCGCUGAAAAACAUAAAGAAAGGAGUGAAAAAAUAAUAGCCGACCAGAAAUGUAUUAAAGAAAAAAUAGCAGCAUCAAAAAGUCAAAUUCCAAUUCGCAACCAACAAAAAACACAGAUUACCAAUUGUGACGAUUUAUUAAAACAGGAGCUAAACACCGAGGAAGAGGAAGUUUCCGUCGCGAAAUUAAAACCAAAGUCAAAUGAUUCGAAGAAGAAAUCGAUUUCUUCAAAGUCAAGCAGACAAAAAGAUAAUGUCAAAAAAGAAACGGUGAAAAAGUUGAAAGAGAGUACCAUGAGCUUAGACAGUCUUGAAGAUUGUCCACCGAAAUCAGAUAGAGAACAGAAAAGUCAAUCAAUUGGUAUUAAUACGGAACUUCUUUGCCCAUGUGUGCCUUGCGUUAUCCAUGACACAUCAUCACAUAAAACAAAAUCUAAGAAAAGAAUCUCUUCUACGACAAAUAAAACGCGAGUUGAUAAAACAGAUGAACUUUUAGAAAAUACUAUAACGGUGUCUUCCCCAAGUGUAGAAUUAUUGUUUAAAAAUCUUACCAUGGUUAGUUCUUGUGACAUAAGUACAGAUUUGCGAGAACAGAAUGAUCAUGAUGACAUUGUACACAAUCUAUCAGAAAAUUCCAUUCCAAACUAUUCAACCGAAAGUAAAGAUUUGUGUAAUAAUCCGUCUUAUGAAGUUAAUGUUCCAGAGAAACAUGACUUAGAAUAUGAAGUAGAUUCUUUAACAGAAUGUGAUAACGUUAAAGAGCCAACUCAGACGGAAAAUUACGACCUCUCAGGUGAAAUAUUUGAAGAGAACUACGAACGGGAUCUUAGCGAAGACAGCUUUGAAUGUGACAAUAAAAAAGAAAUUGAAAUUAAAGAAGAUGAAAAUGAAAGUAAUUUAGUAAGCCGUCAUGGCAGCGGUGACACAUAUACUAAAUUCAUGGAUAAUCCAGCAGACUUGGAAGAGUUUCUUACGUUAACUGACAACAUGAUGACGUGUGAAACGAAAUGUCAAGAAGAAUUUUCAAAAACCAUAGAAGAUCUCCAUACACCGAAAACAAAUUCCAUCGAAUCUAUAUGUUUGAAAAAUAAUGAUAAUAUUCCCAUGAAACAUAAUUUCUCGGAGUCGUUUGAAGAAUUAAAAAACAAUUUCAAAGAUUUAUUACAAGAAGCGCAAGAGUUCCCGCCGAGUAAUUCAGAGGAGGGCAGGAAAGUCUCAGAUCUCGAACACAUAACAGUGUAUGAAUUAAAGUUUUACGAACAAGAAGAAAAUACAAAAGAUGUUCCAAUUGAACCGGAUAAAAAAAUCAAACUCCCCUCGAUCGCCGAGAACAAUAAAGGACCUCAAAAAGGUAAAAAUAACAUCGCAAGCAUCUAUAAGGAUAAUCGAAAAGUCAAAAUGCAAAAACGGACGGAUAAAGAUUAUCAGACCUAUAUUAUCAAGGAACGUCGAGAAGAAAGCAGCGACGAAGCACCACCACUAAAGCUACCCAGAAUUGAAUUAAAAAGGUUCCGAGUAUCCUAUAUAGCCUUUUUGUAUUAGGUGCAAUUUCUACAAUUAGGGUUAAUAGGCAUUAUCGAACACAUUAAACAACCAUCGUAAAAUAGUUCAUGUCAAUAAGAUAGUAUUGAUGAGUAUAAUUACGUAAAAAUAGUUUUAGAUUAGUUCUCGUAGUAUUAGUGUAUUGUAGAAGUAAUGUAUGCAUUGUCCAUUUACAGGCUUGACGAUAAUUACGACCCCUUCGCUUGUGCUGCUAGGCAGAUGAAAGAGCUAAUGUCUUCAGACACAAAUAUUCC